GAGAAAGAUGAUAAGUCGUGCUUAAUGUUCUUUAUUCUUCAUACCUAUUUUUGAUAUAUUCUUGAAUUAGUAUCAUUAUAAUUUUCGCUUUAUAAAAUCAAUGAAUAUCAUUUAAUCAUUGAGUUGGAUCUCCUUAUUUCUAGAGGAUGAUUUUUUUCCCUUCUUCUUUUGAACGAAUUUUCUUAGUACUACUGUUGGUAUCCGAUCACACGUUCAGGAAAAAUAAACAAUCGUGUUUCGCCACGUCGAAUAUUGAAAUUAUUAGGAAAUAAUUUGUGUAAAGCUGAUUACAGAAUUGACAGAGAUGGAAGCUUUAAAACAACUCUACUAGAUGGUGUAUGUUGAAGAAGCUUAUUAAAUCACUAUAUUUAUUGACUACCUCAAAAAUGGCAGCAAGGCGAAGUACCAGGCACACAGUUGAGGAAACAGAUUUAGGAGAAGAUUCAUUCCCCCAUGUACCUGUGUCCACCAGAACAAGACAUGAGGAAUCUACAGAUAACUCGAGGGGUUUAGAAGGAGACUAUGGCAAUGUGGCUUUGUUGUUAUUUCUAUAUUUACUUCAAGGUAUUCCCCUUGGUGUAGCGGGCAGUGUACCUAUGCUGUUGCAAAGCAGAAGUGUUAGUUACAAAGAACAAGCUGUGUUUAGUUUCGUGUUCUGGCCAUUUAGCCUGAAAUUGAUAUGGGCACCUCUUGUGGAUUCUUUGUAUUUGUCUUCUUUUGGAAGAAGGAAGAGCUGGUUGGUUCCUAUUCAAUAUCUGAUUGGAGUUUUCAUGGUAAUCUUAUCAUUUCAAGUAGACAGUUUGAUAGGACGGGAGACCAACGGUGGAGGAGUGAGUAUAUAUGUGCUAACAGCAAUAUUCUUUAUGUUGAAUUUCCUCGCUGCCACCCAAGACAUAGCUGUAGACGGCUGGGCCCUGACAAUGCUCUCCAGGAGAAAUGUUGGCUGGGCAAGCACAUGUAAUUCUGUUGGACAAACUGCAGGGUAUUUUCUGGGAAACAUUUUGUUUUUAGCCUUAGAGUCCGCUGAUUUUUGCAACAAGUAUUUGAGACAUGAACCUCAGAAAACUGGAGUUGUCACUCUUGCUGGAUUCAUGUUCUUCUGGGGCAUUGUUUUCUUUGUGACAACAACCCUGGUGAUGAUAAUGAAGCACGAGGCUGAUGAUCCUGAUGCAGACAGUGAGCAGGGCAUCGUAGACACAUACAAACAACUAGUCAAGGUCAUCCGCCUACCUCCUGUGAUCUCUUAUGCCAUUAUACUUCUCACAGUCAAGAUUGGAUUUGCAGCUGCCGACUCCAUGACAGGUUUGAAGUUGAUUGAGGCUGGAAUGAAGAAGGAGACACUGGCUCUGUUUGCUAUUCCCAUGAUUCCUAUACAAAUCAUUCUACCACUGAUCAUCAGUAAAUACACUGCAGGUCCAACCCCCAUGGAUGUGUUCCUGCGUGCAAUGCCAUUUAGAUUACUACUGGGCUUUGUGUAUGCCUUCAUGGUGUGGAUGUCUUAUGGUGUACAAACCAGUCCUGGAGUUUUCCCAGCCUCUUUUUAUGCAUUUAUAUUAAUUGCCUAUGCUGUUCAUCAGGUGGCGCUGUAUAGCAUGUUUGUAUCCUCCAUGGCUUUCCACGCUAAGAUCAGCGACCCUGCUAUAGGAGGCACCUACAUGACACUACUUAACACCUUAUCCAAUCUCGGUGGUAACUGGCCUAGCACACUGGCAUUGUGGUUAGUGGAUGGUUUGACAUGGAAAGAGUGUAUUGGAGCAAAUGGUAGUUGUGAAAAUUCAGCUCCUGUAGAUGAACAAUGUACCCAACAUGGAGGUGCAUGCAAGACCACACUAGAUGGCUACUAUAUAGAAUCCCUGCUUCUUAUUGCUGUGGGCUUUCUGUGGUAUAUAUGGAGGUACAAAAAAGUGAAGGAACUGGACAGACUUAAUAAAUCGGCCUGGAAAUGCUCAUAACUUCCACUCACAGUUUAGCUCUUUUAACGCAUUCCUGUGUAUUGAUAUUGUGUGAUACAAUCAGAUUUCCAAUGUUUAAUUUCAUCUCUUUCUACAGUGGUGACAGAAUAAUCAUGGACAUGCUACUGUACUGCUGUGUAUUACAUAUUAAGCAAAUCUGAAUCUCACAAUUAACAAUGGGGUAUUUCUUAUUCAGAUAGUUAGUAAAUCACUUAUAUUUCAUGAGGACUUAUUUCCACUAUCUGUCGAAUUCGUCAGCCAGACAUGUCCUUUCAAAAGAAACAUAACCAGAAAUGUUAUCUUCUCAUCAUGUUUUACAGAACUACAUGCAGUUUAUGUUGCUGUCAUUUUGACAGAUCAUUUGUAAAAUAAAAUGAAAUACAGUAUGCAUA
Ostrea edulis (European flat oyster) is the source of this 2344-nucleotide messenger RNA. Its product is annotated as acetyl-coenzyme A transporter 1-like. Lineage: Eukaryota; Metazoa; Mollusca; Bivalvia; Ostreida; Ostreidae. Gene Ontology annotation, molecular function: acetyl-CoA transmembrane transporter activity. The coding region runs from base 339 to 1952 and encodes 537 amino acids. The transcript has 9 exons. The record is from RefSeq and is a predicted model, not a curated record. Gene Ontology annotation, cellular component: membrane.